ACCUCCAAACCAAAACGGUCUACACUGUGGUCGCUCAGAACCGAAGAUGAGGUCGAUGGGUUUCGCUUCUGUCUUCGCCAAUGGUUGCCGGAGUUUCAGUGCCCCUGCGGCCCACGCGCGCACAUUAGCACUCGCCCCUGUCUCUCUCAAUGGACAGCGCAAGAAGCUUGUUCAGGUGGCAUGGAAUUCUCCGAGUCCAAAUAAAAGAACCUUUAAAUGUGAAUCCGCACUACCAGAUAUUACCCGGACAGCUCCCGCUUCUUCCGUUAAUGGCUACCCUGAAUAUGAUCGCUUACUUCCAUGCCCCUCACACAAUAUAGCUCCAAGAGUUGAGCACUUGGUUGUUAGAGAAGGAGUGCGUGUUCAAGAUUAUAUCUGUAAAGCUUUGGAUCUUCCUCCUCUGUUUGUUGCAGAUCUCAUCCAUUUUGGGGCUGUAUAUUAUGCCCUUGUGUGCCCACAACCUCCUCCAAAUGCAACCCCAGAGCAAAUAAAUGUUUUUAAAGAAGUGACAGCACCAUCAGUUUUGAAAAAAAGAGCUUCCAUCAAAGGCAAAACUGUACGAGAAGCACAGAAGACUUUCAGGAUAACUCAUGUAGACCAAUUUGUUGAAGCUGGAACAUACUUGCGUGUGCAUGUACAUCCAAAACGUUUCCCAAGGUGCUAUGAAAUUGAUUGGAAAUCAAGGAUUAUAGCUGUGACUGAAUCCUACGUGGUUUUGGACAAACCUUCUGGUACAUCAGUAGGAGGAACUACAGAUAACAUUGAAGAAAGUUGUGCAACCUUUGCUUCUCGUGCCCUGGGAUUAAAAACGCCGCUGAAGACUACUCAUCAGAUUGAUAAUUGCACAGAAGGAUGUGUGGUGUUAGCUAGGACCAAGGAGUAUUGCUCUAUUUUUCAUGGAAAAAUUAGAGAGAAAAAGGUGAAGAAACUUUAUCUUGCUCUUGCUGCUGCUCCUAUGCCGGUUGGAACAAUUACUCACUAUAUGCGUCCAAUUAACAUGGCUCCAAGACUCAUUUCGGAAGAUUUUAUUGAAGGAUGGCACUUGUGUAAACUUGAGAUCAUGGAAUGCAGGAAGGUUCCUUGGCCAAAUCAAGUCACUGAAGAGAAAUAUUGCAUUGAAGAUUGUCACUGGCCUUCAAAAGAUUAUGCAUAUGAGUGUAAAAUCAACCUUCUGACUGGUCGGACCCAUCAGAUUCGAGCACAGUUAGCCGCCUGUGGUGCACCAAUAGUGGGUGAUUCGAUGUACAUGCCAGCUGCUAUUGCAGAGAUCACCAAUACUGGGGUGAACCCAUUUGGAAAAUGCAGAAAAAGCUAUACAAGUGAGAACGAUAAAGCAAUUGCUAUUACAGAGUGGAUUGCUCAUCAUGGAAAGGAACCUAGUGUUGCUAUAGGUCUUCAAGCAUGCCAGAUAUCGUGGGAUGAUGGGAAACACAUAUAUGAGGCUAGAUCUCCUUGGUGGAGAUAUCGAGAAACUUAAAAGAAGGGAUAUGGAUUUGAUGAGCAAGAUCAGAUAAUUACUUAAGCUGAAAUUCAUUUCUGAGUUAGUAAUGAUCUUUGUUAGCGGUUGAAGUUCUUCACAUUGGUGGUACUCGGCAUUGAAUUUACCUCUCAUGAAAGUAAUUUGGUGAUGAAAAUAUGCGAUAUGUGCCCUUGAGCAGGCAUGCGCAAUUGAGCAGGCAUGCAUGUUGACAGGGAAGUCUUAUUUAUAGAGACAUGAGUACUGAUAAUACGAGGACACUAAUGACUUGUGGCAUGUCACAUCUCACUGUGAUGGAAACAGAGCUUGGCAUGGUUUUAAGAAGGCAGAACGUGAGUGCCCAGCUCUGCUUAGGUACUGAUUUAUUUUGUAUGUGAAGCAAAUCUAUUCACUCUAAAAAGUAGUUCCAUACUUUUGUCGGUUUUUAUUUGUUGGUUGGUGGUGGUGGUGGUUGUGGUGGGGAGUUCAUAUAGAUGAUUCUGUGUACCAGUAUGACAUACUUCUUCUAGCAUGAUAGCUGCCUAUAAGCAUUGACACAUGCACCCAAAUCCUUUUCUCAACAUCACAUAAUCUUGUUGCCAAACAGUUUGAAUGGUAGAAAAACUUUUGAAAUGAGAGAAAACGAGAAGAUGAUGGCAAAAAUAAUUAGUAAUGAUAAAAGUUUACUAAGUCUCCAACGUGAGGGUAUUAAUCCUUUUAUAGGCUUGAGGAAAGUUACCAUGGAGUGAAGCCAGAUACGGAUUUUUUUCCUUUCAUGUGAUUAAAGUUGACCUCACAUUUGUAUAUCAUGUCUAUAUUUGAUGGUGCGGUUUAAUUUUAAUUAUAAUUAUUAUUCUUAUCAUUUA
Molecule: messenger RNA, 2322 nt
Organism: Ziziphus jujuba (common jujube)
Lineage: Eukaryota; Viridiplantae; Streptophyta; Magnoliopsida; Rosales; Rhamnaceae
Product: RNA pseudouridine synthase 6, chloroplastic
Exons: 9
Coding region: 47-1477 (476 amino acids)
Biological process (GO): pseudouridine synthesis
Molecular function (GO): pseudouridine synthase activity; RNA binding
Source: RefSeq, a predicted model, not a curated record